CUGGCAGGGGGCUGUGCUUUUUGGUCAGCCCUGCCCCCACCGACCCACCCCGCACACAAAAGCAGCGUAAUUAACCAUCUUAAGGAAGCCGAGCCUCCGACAGCUGCGAGCUGGAAAGAGGAAAAUACCUUAGAGGCACAGGCUGCGACGAUGACAGGGGACGCAGCUGCCACGGAGCGAGAGGGAGCCGACAGCUAGCUGCGAACCGCUCCCCACCCUCAGACAAAAGCGCCCCUCUGCGCCGGCCGCGUUGCUCUGGGUGACCUUGCUUGGAUGCAGAGUCCACCCCUGCGCGCAUCUUCUGUUACUCCGAAGGCCCGGGGACCCGCUCGGAACACCAGGGAUGCCGGGCAGCAGCCGCGCGGGGUUCGCCUUUGUCUGCGCCUAAUCAGGAGAGGUCGCGGAGGUAACCAGCACUCACCGCGGAGAAAUCAUCCUUGCUUCAAGGCUGGUGCCUCUUCCCAGAUCCCAUGGGAACAACAGAAGCCACACUCCGGAUGGAAAACGUGGAUGUGAAGGAUGAAUGGCAGGAUGAAGAUCUUCCCAGGCCAUUACGGGAAGAGACGGGGAUGGACUCGCUUGGCAGUCCAGCGGAAGACACGUCCUCCCCUCCCAACACGUUGAACUUCAACGGAGCCCACCGUAAGCGGAAGACACUGGUCGCUCCAGAGAUCAACAUUUCCCUGGAUCAGAGUGAGGGCUCCCUGCUGUCCGAUGACUUUUUGGACACCCCUGAUGACCUGGACAUCAACGUGGAUGACAUCGAGACCCCUGAUGAGACCGACUCACUGGAGUUCCUGGGGAAUGGCAAUGAGCUGGAGUGGGAAGAUGACACCCCCGUGGCUGCUGCCAAGAACAUGCCUGGGGACAGUGCAGACCUGUUUGGGGACGGCUCGGCGGAGGAUGGCGGAGCUGCCAAUGGGCGCCUGUGGCGGACGGUGAUCAUCGGAGAACAAGAGCACCGCAUCGACCUGCACAUGAUCCGUCCCUACAUGAGGGUAGUGACCCACGGAGGGUACUAUGGCGAAGGUCUCAAUGCCAUCAUCGUGUUUGCGGCCUGCUUCCUCCCAGACAGCAGCUCCCCCGACUACCACUACAUCAUGGAGCACCUCUUCCUGUAUGUCAUCAGCAGUUUGGAACUGCUGGUGGCAGAGGAUUACAUGAUCGUGUACCUGAACGGCGCCACCCCCCGGCGGAGGAUGCCGGGCAUCAGCUGGCUGAAGAAGUGCUACCAGAUGAUCGACAGAAGAUUACGGAAAAACCUGAAGUCCCUAAUCAUCGUCCACCCGUCCUGGUUCAUCCGCACCGUGCUGGCCAUCUCCCGCCCUUUCAUCAGCGUCAAAUUCAUCAACAAGAUCCAGUACGUGCACAGCUUGGAAGACCUGGAGCAGCUCAUCCCCAUGGAACAUGUGCAAAUCCCAGACUGCGUGCUACAGUAUGAAGAGGAAAGGCUCAAGGCCAGGAGAGAAAGUGCAAGGCCACAGCCGGAGUUCGUCCUGCCCAGGCCAGAAGAGAAGCCAGAGGCGGCACCAGCAGAGCACAGGUCUGCUCCAGUCACAGAAGAUCAGGAAACAAGCAUGUCCUGAGGUGACGGGAGUGCAGAGAACACGGAGGGAAAUGCCAGACGCCAAGGAACCUGUCAGACGCCCUCUGGCCCUGGACCUCAUCCUCACCUCAUCCCGAGCCCCGGCCCUCGGAGGGUGCCUGCUUCCUCCUCCCAUCUCUGAACCCAGCAUCCUUUUUAGCUGCUUGAAAACAUUUUUUAAAAUGAUGCAGUAGUCGUGCAUUCUGGAAAAGAAUCCAAUUCUCAGCCCUUCACCCUUCCAGACUCGUGAGCUCACAGCGGAGAAGAGAGAAGCACGGGGCCUGUGUGUCCUGGGUGGCCUCAGAGUCCCCUACCACUGCACAAAGUCCUGGUUUAAGACCCUUCUCUUGCUUGACACCUGGCCGAGGUUGGAGCCAUAGAUGCCCACCAGCUCCCUGGCUGGAUCUGGAACUCGUUCUUGUGCCUUUCCUCCCAGAGUGGCCCCCGCAGUCCUGGGCAUCUGGCCAGGAAGUUCGGCUCCCCAGUAGGGCUGUGCCCUGGGCACCUUCAACCUUAUGACUUUUCCUCUGACUGGCCCCCUUUGUCUCUGAGGACACCCACACCUGACGUGACAGCAGGAGCUCACAGCACCAGCGAGAGCUGCCGCUGCUCAUCCUUGUCCUACACUCGCAAAAUCACAGACUCUCUCAACCUAGAACAUUCUCAAGCCCCUUUAACACAGAUGCCGUGCCACAGGGCAAUCCGAUCAAUACCUCAUAAGGGAAUGAGUUGUCCCCACUUCUCCAAACUCCCCGAUGCAGGAUUGGGAUGUACCCCUUGGGUUCCCACCAAGGCUGAGAAGCUGGCUCUGAAAUAGGUUCAUUUCGGGAACACAGACCAAGAAAAAGGAAGAUACAGGGUAUUGGAUGUUUGUUUGUUUCAAAGGCCACCUAGAAACACAAACCCCGGUGGAAUGGACGCUAUAGCCACCUGCAUUCAAAGGAGACAGUCUUUCCUAAUGUGGGCUAAACACCAAUCAGGCGGCCUCUAGAGGUAGUGAGUGCCCCAUCUCCAGAGGUAUUUAAGUAAAGACUGGACAGUGCUUGCAGAAACAGGUCCUCUGAGACCACUCCAAUCCUAACAGUCUCUAUUUCUAUGAGUCUGAGCAAAAGUUGAGCAAGCACACACUCCAGGCCCCUCUUGCUGGCUCUGCAGCUGGCUUCUUAGCUGGGUGUCACCGAGGCUCAGUUUCCAAGCCUGAGGUUCUUGGCCUCGGUGGGAAUGCCGAAUGCCUGUUGACCCGGGGCGACAGUGGGCUGCGUUUGGAGCUAUCCCAACAGCAGGAGGGAUCUAGUGGCAUUUAGUGUUAAGAAAAGGGAUGCCCAGCGCUUUGCCGCAUCGAGGAACUGCCCCAAUGCCAGCAGCUCCCUCCUUGAAAACUGCCAGGUUUCCGAGCUGCUCUGGGCCUGCACAGGCCGGGACCUGGCAUUGCCCCCAUGAGGCUAGGACAUUCGGGGGCCGAGUGGGGUUUUUUAAUGUGUGGUUCUGCUCUCUUUCCCAAAUGUCAGAUAAGGACAGGGACCCUGUUCUGGGCCCAGGUGAGUCACCUGGAGCCUGAGGCAGCCGAGGUUGGUGGAUGGGCCUCUAGGCUGCCUCCAAAAGGCCUGUGUCCCAGGCCCUAAACUCCAGGUUCAGGUGGCCUGCUCUGCUCACCUGAGACCCUCAUGGUCCUGAGAGGCCCUAACUCCCACCCCAGUGACCACAGCAACACCUGAUAGGCUGGCACUUUGCUGCAGGAACAAAAAGGGGCAGGAACAGUUCGUUCUAUUCCACCUAGUGAUUACUAAGUGCCUGCAGCGGCGAUGGACUGACAAAGGUGCUGAGCCCAUUCAGCCCACGAGGACCCUGCAGGAUAAAGACUCUGGCGGCACGAGAAAUUCAACGCGUUCAAUGAGGCCACCGUCCCUCCCUACCACCAGCACCACAGACAACCAAUGGGCAAGCAGAACCAAGGUCCCCGGCCACCACAGCCACAGCAGCCCUUCCGGAGCAAAGAGAGACCCCGCCCCCAGGAGGCCGUCUCCAGGCCGGCCGCCUGUCACAGGUGCGAGAUGUUCUGAAGCACAGCUGCGUCCCAACGGGGCCACUGCGUCCAGGCAGGCUGCCAUCUGCAGCCUCUGACAUUGGCUUUCUGAAAGAUUUGUAUUUGUGGGGCAGUUUUGGCCAAAAUGCGAGGGACCUGGAUCCCUUGUCAUGAAGGAACGUUGGGUUUUCCUCUUGUAACACACGGGGGGCAUCCUAAGUCCUGCCCCAAAGUCCAAGUUCACACACCCAUCCUUCCCAUGGGGAGUUUUGUGGUUUUUAAAGACAAACCCACAAUUCAUUAUGGUUAUUGUUGUGAUGUGAGAACAUCAUUUCCAUAAACUUUGGGGGGGUUUUAUGUGAAAUAAACUAUAA
Messenger RNA from Artibeus jamaicensis (Jamaican fruit-eating bat), 3982 nucleotides. RefSeq names its product ATCAY kinesin light chain interacting caytaxin (gene ATCAY). The transcript has 13 exons. The record is from RefSeq and is a predicted model, not a curated record. The coding region runs from base 471 to 1586 and encodes 371 amino acids. Gene Ontology annotation, cellular component: cytoplasm. Gene Ontology annotation, biological process: apoptotic process. Lineage: Eukaryota; Metazoa; Chordata; Mammalia; Chiroptera; Phyllostomidae.